AUGGAUCUACGCUGCACUAGCAAGUUGCCCAUGCCUGCGGGCCUGUCACCGCCACACACUGUUAAGUCUGUGUCUGUUUCUGCAGCAGCAGCAGCAGCUACAGCAGCCGCAGCCGCAGCAGCAGCUGCUGCAGCCAGUUUUAGUUUUCCCAAUGGCUUCCCAGCAGCGUUCCCUGCUAACGCAAUGUUUGGAUUGUACGGCUUGGAAAGCCCAAUCCCCGCUAUGUUGCCGUUACCAACUUUACAUUUCACGCCACACCAAUCCGGGGAUAUUGAAAGGCUGGGCCGCUUCUUGUGGUCACUACCUGUGAACCCCAGCGCCUGUGAAGCUCUCAACAAACACGAGUCUGUGAUCAGAGCUCGCGCUCUGGUCUCGUUCCACACGGGCAACUUCAGAGACCUCUACCACAUCUUGGAGCACCAUAAGUUCACCAAGGAGUCGCACGCCAAGCUACAGGCCAUGUGGUUAGAAGCCCAUUACCAGGAGGCCGAAAAGCUGCGUGGACGGCCGCUGGGCCCAGUGGACAAAUACCGAGUGAGGAAGAAGUACCCAUUGCCCAGAACCAUCUGGGACGGUGAACAAAAGACUCAUUGCUUUAAGGAGCGAACGCGGAACCUUCUCCGGGAAUGGUAUCUGCAAGAUCCGUAUCCCAACCCGACCAAAAAACGGGAGCUGGCUCAGGCGACGGGCCUGACACCCACACAGGUGGGCAAUUGGUUUAAGAACCGACGACAGAGGGACAGGGCAGCAGCGACCAAGAACAG
This is a messenger RNA of Candidula unifasciata, 764 nucleotides long. The record is from the annotation of a GenBank genome assembly. NCBI's taxonomy places the organism in Eukaryota, Metazoa, Mollusca, Gastropoda, Stylommatophora, Geomitridae.